Triplophysa rosa is the source of this 920-nucleotide messenger RNA. Its product is annotated as eukaryotic translation initiation factor 3 subunit C-like. The transcript is spliced from 6 exons. The record is from RefSeq and is a predicted model, not a curated record. Lineage: Eukaryota; Metazoa; Chordata; Actinopteri; Cypriniformes; Nemacheilidae. Gene Ontology annotation, molecular function: translation initiation factor binding; translation initiation factor activity; RNA binding. Bases 27 to 905 code for a protein of 292 amino acids. Gene Ontology annotation, biological process: translational initiation. Gene Ontology annotation, cellular component: eukaryotic translation initiation factor 3 complex.
GGGAGGAUAAGGAAGGGAAAAAGAAGAUGAACAAAAACAACGCUAAAGCUUUGAGCACGCUGCGCCAGAAGAUUCGCAAAUACAACCGAGAAUUUGAAACGGAGAUUGCUACUUACAAGGAGAACCCAGAACAGUCCGCUGAUGAAGAGGAGGAGAAGGAUGAAAUCGAGAGUGGAGGGUCGUCUGCUGAGAGUGAUGAAGAGGGGGGGGAUGACGGUGUGACAGCCAAAAGCUUCAUGAAAAAGAAGCCUCAAGAGGAGGAGAAGAAAUCCCCAGAGGCCAGCAAGUUCCUCAAGGGUGCAGCUGAUGAAGAGUCUGAUAGUGAUGAUGAUGAAGAUUGGAGUUCGGACACUGAGGACAGCGGUAGUGACAGUGAGGACAACGAAGGAACUGCAGCAUCCCUGGCUGUGGCGUUCCUUAAAAAAACUCUAGAUGGUGACAAGCAGGCUGAACGCAAGGAUGAAAGGAAGAAGAGACACAAGAAGAAAGAGCGAGCGGAGGAUGAUGGCGAGGAAGAGGGAGGAGAGGCAGAGGAGGGAGUGUGGGAGAAGGUGAAGGGAGGUGUGCCACUGGUGAAGGAAAAGCCCAAAAUGUUUGCUAAAGGCACAGAGAUCAACCCUCCUGUGGUGGUGAAAAAACUCCAUGAGAUCCUACAGGCACGAGGCAAGAAAGGAACAGACAGAGCUUUUCAGAUUGAGCUACUGCAUGCUCUCGCAGGCAUCUCUGUUGAGCAUAACCUCGGUGAGGGCAUUUCUGUCAAAAUCAAGUUCAACAUUAUCGCCUCCCUGUAUGACUACAACCCCAACCUGGCCGCUUUCAUGAAGGUGAGACAUGGGCCUAGAGGUCGACGUGUGCUAAUAAGUUUGGUGUGUUAUAAAUUGCCCAUGCAUGUAUUAGACACGUAAAACUGCAAAAAUUAA